Linum tenue is the source of this 626-nucleotide messenger RNA. NCBI's taxonomy places the organism in Eukaryota, Viridiplantae, Streptophyta, Magnoliopsida, Malpighiales, Linaceae. The record is from the annotation of a GenBank genome assembly.
GCCGUGAACACGAUCGUGAAUUGUUGCUUCUUUCAUUCUUUGCCUCCCUCGAUCGUGAACACGAUCAUUACUAAAGGACUUCAUCUUUUCUUGUGGGUCAGAUUCAAUACAUAUAUAGAUACCCUUCAUAUGGUCCAUAGUUACCAUUUUAUUCAAACUCAAUCUUUCAUUCGGUCAAGGUGCCUGGCUGGCUGCGGUUACUCUCUCCACAUUCAUGAUCUCUUCUUCUUCUUCUUCUUCUUCUUCUUCUUCUUCGAUGCCACCUCCACGUGAUGGGUGGGAAUCGGGACGACAAAGCUAGCUUGUAGGAGAGACUCAAAAUUCUCAGCUGCUCGCUUCAUGAUCUGAAGUUCUGAUCAUUGAGAAAAACUCUAGUAUUUUCUGUCUCUAGCUAGUCUAUCUUAUAUAUAUAUGAACUUCUUGUUGUUGUCGAUCCAUAAACUGCUUGAACCAAACUGCUCGAAAAAGGAUUAUUCCAAGACACGGCUUCUACCUACCGUAUUCAUCAGAAUGAUUACUUUUAAAGAAUUUUCUCAUAUAUUAUGACGUGCAUUUGAGUGAGUUAGCAAUUGCUGCUUACAUAAAUAAAGUAUAAAUAUAAUUUGACUAAUCUAUCGACUCAAGUU